Molecule: messenger RNA, 629 nt
Organism: Camarhynchus parvulus
Lineage: Eukaryota; Metazoa; Chordata; Aves; Passeriformes; Thraupidae
Gene: TOMM6
Product: translocase of outer mitochondrial membrane 6
Exons: 3
Coding region: 2-229 (75 amino acids)
Cellular component (GO): mitochondrial outer membrane translocase complex
Source: RefSeq, a predicted model, not a curated record
AAUGGCGGCGGUGGCGGCGGCCGGAGCGGGAGCGGCGGGAGCGGCCGGCGCGGUGGCGGCCCCGCCGCGGGGCAUCCGCGCCUGGCUGCGGAGCGCCUUCCGCUUCGCCACCGACCGCAACGACUUCCGCAGGAACCUGCUGCUCAACCUGGGGCUGUUUGCCGCCGGCGUCUGGGUGGCCCGGAACCUGACCGACAUCGACCUGAUGGCCCCGCAGCCCGUACCGUAGCUCCGAGCAGAACCGGCUCCCCUGAUGGUGCUGACUCCUGUCCCAGGAAGGAGCUGGAGCUGCUGGGAGCAGAGCUCGCCCUCCCACCAGGACUGGAGCUGUGGAGCUGCUCAGAUCCCACCUGGAGCUGCUGAGAUCCCACCUGGAGCUGCUCUGGUCCCACCUGGAGCUGCUCAGAUCCCUUUGGAGUUGUUCUCAUCCCACCUGGAGCUGCAUCCCACCUGGAGCUGCUCUGGUCCCCCCUGUCCUGCCUGGAGCAGUGACAAGGACAAAAGGUUUAAUGCUGAGAGGAAGAUUUGGUUUCCCAUUCAUUCCUUUGGGAAUUGUUUCCUUGAGGAUGUUCAUGGAAUUUCCUCCUGUACCCCCCACCCCCAGAGGUUUAUUAAAUUUUAUGGAAUAA